AUGGGCAGGCAAGCACCUCUUGCUAGCGUUGAUCGUAUCGCUGGGCCAACUAUUGCCACUGUUCCUAUUCGGGUGAAGAUAGACUGGAACUCGUCGACACUGCAUAAGUUGCUGCAGGAUAUACAGUCAGAGGCAACCGACAUGAUUCCAUUUGAACAUUAUGGCAUCGGCCGGAUACAAAAAUUGGGUUCUAGUGCGCAGCAGGCUUGUCAGUUCCAGUCGUUGCUCGUUAUUCAACCCCCAGAAGACGCUGGCGUCGGUGAAAACACUAUUCUUCGACUGCAACUUGGAGAUGAUGACUUGAAGGGAGGGACAUACGCUCUCGUUCUUGAAUGUGUCCUGGAUGAAUCAUCGCCCUCUUUAGCGGGUGGUGUCUCAGUACACCUGAGCUUCGACGAAAAUGUCAUUGACUCCACUCAGGCAAAACGAUUGCUAGCUCAGCUGGAGCACGUUAUCCGGGAGAUAUGCAACCCUAAUGAAAACACGAGUGAAAGAUCCCUGUCGCGACUUGAUAUCAUGUCGCAGUCCGACAGACAGCAGGUAUCAUCAUGGAAUGCCACACUUCCGCCGAGUAUCGAUCGGCGACUGGAUCACUUGAUCGCAGAGCGGGUGGAAAUCCAGCCAGAUGCGCCAGCAAUCUGCUCCUGGGACGGAGAGCUGACGUACCGUCAAUUCUACGACAAAGCUCGCCUUUUGGCCUACUGGCUCGUUGUUGAACAAGGUAUCGGCCCUGAGGUGGCAGUCCCAAUUUGUUGCGAGAAAUCCGUUUGGACGCCUGUUGCAAUGCUAGCUGUUAUUAUUGCUGGAGGCGUGGUUGUUAUGAUGGAUCCGUUCCAGGCAGUAGACCGUCUACGCUCCAUCAACUCACAGCUCAGCCCGAGGUUGAUUCUAGCGUCAGCAACGACCAAAACUAUUCCGGAGCAGUUUUCUGGAGCUGCAGUACAUAUUGUCAAUGACCAGUUGUUACAAGGAAUCAUCGGUUCUGAUCUUGGCCAAACCGACUCUUGGAUUCCCAUUAUUUCGGCUGACAAUGCUUUAUACGUGACAUUUACGUCUGGCAGUACCGGAACACCUAAAGGAGCUGUCAUGACGCAUGCCAACGCGUGCAGCGCAAUGACUUAUGUCGACCCCUACAUUUCAUUUGAUGAGACAACCCGCGUGCUUGAUUUGUCCUCGUACAGUUUUGAUAUGGUGUGGUAUGAAUUUCUUCACACAUUUUAUGCGGGUGGGUGUCUUUGUGUUCCCUCCGAUGACCAGCGCCGCAACAAUAUCGUCGGUGCUAUUCACGACCUGCGCGUCAACUAUCUCAACAUCACACCUUCCCUGGCUCGGACUCUUGACCCGAAGACUCUCCCUAUGAUCAAAAAAAUUGCGCUCGGGGGAGAAGCCGUCCAAAUGGACGAUGUUAUUAGAUGGGGACCCAAUGUGGAGGUUCGCAACUUAUAUGGUCCUUCUGAGUGCACAGUGUCUAGUACCGUUGCCCGCUAUGGAAAGGAGUUCACGACAAAUGUCAACAUUGGUCCGCCAGUAGGAUUAAACGCUUGGGUGAUCAGCUGUCUUCAGCCGGGCAGGCUGGUGCCUAUUGGGGCAGUUGGCGAAUUAGUCCUCGAGGGGCCGCUGGUUGGACGGGGCUACAUCAAUAAUUCCGAUAAAACAGCUGCCGCAUUUAUCACUGAUCCAACGUGGCUUCAAAAUGAGAAAGAAGCUCUUGUCUCACGCACACAGGGUCGUUUCUAUCGGACGGGCGACUUGGUUAAGUCCGACAACGAAGGCAGAUUGACCUACGUGGGCCGCAUUGACACGCAAGUGAAACUUCGUGGACAACGUGUAGAGCUCGAAGAAGUCGAGUAUCAUGUCCGAAAAGCCCUGCCUGCCCUCUCAUACACAGUUGCCGCCGAAGUUGUUGAAGUGUUUAAUUUGCAAAGCUCGGCUCAAAAGUCCCAACGAUUGGUAGUGUUUCUCUCGCCCUGUGGUCCACACGACAGCCAUAAAGGCCCCUCUUUGGAGGAACCAGUACCCCUGUCUGCAGCUACAUCAAAUGAUUUGACCCGAAAGCUUACACAGAGCCUCCCUCUCUAUAUGAUACCAACCGCUUUCAUAAUGCUCUCGCAACUUCCUCUGUCACCUGCAGGCAAGAUCGACCGCAAGGGAUUGCGCCAAAUCGGGGCACGCACACACUUGAAUACCAUACAGCAGAGAGGUCCAGUAGAGGAGUCCAAAACAGAGCAUGAAGCGACCCUCAGUAAGCUGUGGUCAGGUGUGCUCGGAAUAUCGCCGGACAUAAUCAGCCGCCAGGAUAGCUUCCUUGAACUUGGUGGUGAUUCCAUCACUGCUAUCCGUCUUGUUGGGGCUGCUCGGGAGGGUGGUCUACCCCUUUCGGUUUCCAUCAUCUUUCAGCAUCCGGUUCUUGAGCAAAUGGCACACGAAGUUAGUGUUGCAGCUACGAACGGGACUUUAACCACCAAUGGUCAUGUUCCUACAGCUGAUCCGUUAAUCAUAUCGCUCCCAGAAGCUGCCAAAGUUGCAAAGGACAUGGGUAUUACGGAAAAUGCGAUUGCAGAUAUCCUUCCCGUGACAGAAUUCCAGCGCUAUGCCGUUCACUGCGCGUUCGAUAUACCUCGUACUGAGUGGAACUACUUUGCAAUGUCAUUCAAGGAUGCGUCUGUUUCCAGGUUGAGUGGUGUCUGCGAGAAGCUGGUCUCGUCACUGGAGAUUCUCCGGGCCGUUUUCCUGCCUCACGGCGAUGACGGGGAGUUUGUUCAGGUUAUCUUGCGCAGCCUACCACCCAAAAUCAACACCCAUUACGAUCGGGAAAAGUCUUUGGACCAGGCAUGUGGAGAGGUGUGCAUGGAUAACCUCAAGAAGGACAUUUCACCUGGCUCGCCCUUUGUGGAAUUCUUUAUUGUGCAGUCGGAGGAGAGUGAAGAGGCUCGCCUGUUGAUGGGAAUAUCCCACGCUCUCUACGAUGCAAUCAGUUUGCCUCGCAUGGUGGAAUGCAUUGACUUACUAUAUCAUGAUCACCCACUUCCUCCAAUUUGUGACUUUUCACCAUUUAUUCGCAUCCCAGCAUCUCCCUCUGCCUUCAAACACUGGAGUACACUGCUACAUGAUGCGCCAAUCCCCGUCUCAGUCAUUAGUGCCUAUGAGAAGGCUUUGAGACCAGGGAAGCGCACCGAACUGCGGAAACUUGUUCACUUUUCACAUACUUCGAAAGACUUGACACUCGCAACUAUCUUCACAGCCGCCUGGGGUAUUGCCCUAGCCCAAACAACGGACAAGUACGACAUUGUCUUUGGCCGUGGCGUGUCGGGACGCACACUGGCUUCAUCCGCUAUUGACAUCGAGAAUGUCAUCGGCCCCUGUCUGAACAUUUCUCCCGUGAGGAUAAGACUUUCAGAAGAACUGGGUGUGACGCAUACCGCUGCAGAUGCUUACAGUAUCCUCGAGUCACUUCAAUCUCAACUCAACGACUCGAUUGGCCACGAAACAGUCGGCCUGUCUGACAUUACAAAGCAUUGCACCGCUUGGCCAGCACACGUGAAGUCAUUUGGCUCAGUCAUCUACUUCCAAAAUGUCACGGAGCAGUUACACACAGCAAGCCACAAGAUUCCUCUAGUGCCUGUUCAGCUUGCUCGCCCAGAUCCUCCUGAGCCGGCCCGGCUGAAUGUGUUGCCUCUGGGGGGCGGACAGUAUACGUUGGAGCUGUUGGUGCAAGUGGCAGAUGCUACAGAAAGAGAGAUUUGGUCUAAGCUGCUAGAUCGAAUGGCGCAGUGGUUGGGGACAACUAUGGUGCUGUUAAAUAGAACAGAGUAA
This is a messenger RNA of Penicillium samsonianum, 3813 nucleotides long. RefSeq lists its product as uncharacterized. Gene Ontology annotation, cellular component: cytoplasm. Lineage: Eukaryota; Fungi; Ascomycota; Eurotiomycetes; Eurotiales; Aspergillaceae. The record is from RefSeq and is a predicted model, not a curated record. Gene Ontology annotation, molecular function: catalytic activity; phosphopantetheine binding. Bases 1 to 3813 code for a protein of 1270 amino acids. Gene Ontology annotation, biological process: secondary metabolite biosynthetic process; amino acid activation for nonribosomal peptide biosynthetic process. The transcript has a single exon.